This is a messenger RNA of Thunnus maccoyii (southern bluefin tuna), 2104 nucleotides long. Its product is annotated as zinc finger and BTB domain-containing protein 14-like. The transcript has 2 exons. NCBI's taxonomy places the organism in Eukaryota, Metazoa, Chordata, Actinopteri, Scombriformes, Scombridae. Gene Ontology annotation, molecular function: protein binding; DNA-binding transcription factor activity, RNA polymerase II-specific; RNA polymerase II cis-regulatory region sequence-specific DNA binding. Gene Ontology annotation, cellular component: nucleus. The record is from RefSeq and is a predicted model, not a curated record. Bases 129 to 1301 code for a protein of 390 amino acids. Gene Ontology annotation, biological process: regulation of transcription by RNA polymerase II.
CUGUGGAGCCCAACAGUCACAACAAGAGGAGGAAGAGGAAAAACGACAGCUCUGGAUCGUCGUCGACUGCCUUGCGUGACAACACAGGGAUCGCGUUCAGGCUUCGGGUUGCCAAUUUGACCUGCAACAUGUCAGACUUAUUGAGAUAUAUCGACUAUGACCAUAAAGCCACUUUUCUGAAGAUGCUCAACCAACAGAGGAUGGAAGGUGAGCACUGUGAUGUGGUGGUGGUGGUGGAAAACAUUGAGUUCAGGGCUCAUCGCUGUGUCCUGGCCGCCUGCAGCAACUACUUCAAAAAGCUCUUCAAGAAGCAGAGCGACGAGGACAACUCCAUCGUGGAGUUGGACUUCAUCCGCUCCGAUAUCUUCGAAGAGGUGCUCAAUUAUAUGUACACAGCACGGCUGGCUGUGAGGAAGAAGGACAUCAAUAUGAUGAUGUCAUCUGGCCAAAUCCUGGGCAUCAACUUCCUGGAUAAUCUGUGCACCCAGAAACGCGAGCUGACCAACAUGAAGACCCGGGAGAACCAGGCCCCCGGCGACCACGGGAUGCGAGCCCAGGACGCCAUCCUGAAGGAGCUGGCCAUGGAGGAGGUGAGGAAGAACAGCUUCUAUGACCAGGGUAUGGAUGGUAUGGGUCCUGGGGGCUCUCACGUGUCUCAGCCACACAACUACAACACCAACAUGAGCAAAGACCCCCACAGCCACGGCUGGGGCUCCUCCUCCUCCAGCGACAUGAAGCUGGAGUACCUGCUGUACGGCCACCGCGACCACGGCUCCUGCCAGAGCACAGGUGCGAAGCCCAUGGACCACAACGCCAAAAAGGAGCGUCUGCUCACCGCCAACCGCCCCUACGGCUGCGAGCACUGCCCCAAAGCCUUCACCACUGCCGCCCACCUCAAAGAGCACCUGAAGAUCCACUCCGGCUUCAAGCCGCACCGCUGCGUGGUGUGCGGAAAGGCCUUCAUCAGGGGCCCCGACCUGAAGAGGCACGAGAGGGUCCACAGCAACGAGAGGCCCUUCGCCUGUCAAAUGUGUGAAAAGGCCUUCAAGCACAAGUCCCACCUGAAAGACCACGAACGGCAGCACCGGGGCGAGCGGCCAUUCAACUGCGGCUCCUGCGACAAAGCCUUCAUAAAAGCGUCGGAUCUGAAGCGCCACUGGAACACCAUGCACAGCGGCAACCCCCGCAGACAGAUGUCUCUGUCUCCCGCCGCCUCCCAGCACGGCACGGCAGAGGCCGCCGACCAGAGAGACUGGAAAAUGGAGACCGGGCCACACUCGCACAACUCGGGGGACUGUUGAGCCUGCAAACACACCAAACAUAAGCACACAUACUGACAACACAGACACACUUACAUGCAUCACUCAAACUUAAACAUGUAUACACACUGACACAACCCCCCUGUGACAGGCCGCGUGGCCUGACAUCACACGGACAAUGAUCGGAGUGAGUAACGAGAGAUCAUAGCAUGUUCAUAAGACUGUCGGGCUGUAUUAUUAUUCUAAAGAGUUAUGUCAAAAACGAUGUUUUCUUUCCACUUGUAAAAUCAUGUAAAUGUUUAGUUCACUCUACUAUACAUAUAUUUUUCACAAAGCAUCGUUGCUAUCUAGACUGGGGGUUCUCAUAACAUUAUUCUCUUUUACUUUUAUGGGAUAUGUAACAUUUAAAUGUUUGUUUAACCUUUAAUGGAUUUUAUGGAGAUAAAAGAGAGAAACAGUGGGGAUGGGGAAAAAAAAGAUUUUCUGCAUAACAUUUGUUGCAUUGAGUAUAUUCAUGUGGAUGUUUUUAAUGGAUGUGUUUAGUUGUAUUGAUUGAUAUUACACUGUAAGAGUAAGAGUCACCAUUUUGCAUUUGACACAGAUGAUACCAAAGUCUUGGGCCUUUGUCGGAUUGUCUUAAACGACUGUCCUGCCCAAGCAACCGGCCAACUAGAUUUACUGUUAUACAGUAUAACUGUCAUCCAGCUAUCAACAGUUAAUGAUAGAUGUCUGUAUAUACUGUAGCUUAGUUUGUUGCACAAUUAGAGUACACAAUAAUGAAUUAUGCACAUAUAACAUUGUCCUACUCCUACACUUUGACAAUAAACACCAUUUGCUGUGUUUUA